AUGAAAUUCCAAAAACUCACAGCACUUGUCGGGCUCUUGCUGCCCCUUACUGCUCUGGCCGCUCCAACAAUUGAAGAUGUUACUGCCCUCGCAGAUGUCGUUGACGCCCGAUCAGAGGCCCAGGACAACUCUCCUGAAGCACUAGGUUUGGAGGCGUGCAAAACAUCUGUACUUGAUAUGGCUGCUGCACUUGGCCUCGUAGGCGGCGACUUCACCGCGGCCGUUGACCUCGUCACAACGGUAGUUAAUGCGCUCCGUGAAAACAGGGAGGCAAGUGAAGAAUAUUUCGAGCUUCUGCGCCAGCUCUAUUCUCUCCGGAUAGCUCUACUACGAGUUAAAGCGCUCCACACUGGCGAUUCGCAGCACAGAGAGUUGGUUGGCCUCCGACAAGCGGCCGCUCAGUGGAAUAUAUGCUUGAGUACAGGCGGCGACUAG
This is a messenger RNA of Pseudogymnoascus destructans, 435 nucleotides long. RefSeq lists its product as uncharacterized. Bases 1 to 435 code for a protein of 144 amino acids. The record is from RefSeq and is a predicted model, not a curated record. The transcript is spliced from 2 exons. NCBI's taxonomy places the organism in Eukaryota, Fungi, Ascomycota, Leotiomycetes, Thelebolales, Thelebolaceae.